Naegleria fowleri is the source of this 1290-nucleotide messenger RNA. RefSeq lists its product as uncharacterized. The transcript has a single exon. The coding region runs from base 1 to 1290 and encodes 429 amino acids. NCBI's taxonomy places the organism in Eukaryota, Heterolobosea, Eutetramitea, Acrasida, Naegleriidae. The record is from RefSeq and is a predicted model, not a curated record.
AUGCCUACAUUGGUUCCGCUGUGGUCGUUAUGUGAUCACGGAGAGUUUGAAGUCAUACCUUUUAAAGAGGGAGGUUGUUCGGCCUGUAAAGAACAAGGAUUAAAAAGAUUUAAUGCCGUAAAAUCAGGAAAUUACAAAUUUAUUACAUUCGGCAAGCAAAAGGCUUCAUCAUCUUCCUCCAAUUACCGAGGAGAUGUGCUGUGGUGGUACUCUGAAAAGGAUCAUUCUUCUUCCUCGCAGAAAAAGAAAAAGAAGAACGUUGCUACCUCAAUUCCACAAGAUGCGAAAGGAACCAUUCAAGUAUUAGAUCAAAAUGUAAAACUGAUUGAUGAGGAUCGACUCACGGAUAUUCUUGAAGUCACGGAAAGACAUGAAAAGCCUCACUUUUACUCAACAUCUUUGAACGAAUUUUGGUCCAUGAUUUACCACUAUGGCUCGAUCGAAGAGUGUUUAAAGCAUGUGGAGGAAGCUGAGUGGGAAGGAAGUGAUGACGACGAGGAGGAAAGGGCCACUCGAGGUGCAUUUGCCGAUUUAUUUAGCUCAAUGAUGGGCGGUUAUGGUAUGGGCGACAGUGAUGAAGAAGAUGAAUAUUACGACGAAGAUGAAUACGAUGACGAUGAAUACUUUGAAGAUGAUGAUGAUUAUGAUGAAGAUGAAGAUGAAUAUUACGAUGAAGAGGAUGAAGAGGACGAAGAUGAAGAAGAGGAUGAAGAGGACGAGGAAUUUGAUGACUUUGGUUACGACAUUAGCAAAAUGCAUCCCGAAGACAGAGCACACAUGAGAAAAUUACUCAACCCAAAGACUUACAUGCAAUCUCCUGAGAGCGAUCGACCUUACAAUCAUCCCGAGUGGCUUAAUUUCUUUUACCAAAAUUCUGUUCUGAAAAACACAAUGGAAAACACGAGCAGAAAAUCCAGUACAGCACCCAAGCAAAAACAAAGUAAGAAGGAUGCAGAAAAAGAACGUCAACAAGCUGAAAAGGAGUUAUUCGAUCUACUUGAGAAGGAGGAAAGGGAAAAGAAGCAGAAACAAAAGCAGCAACAACAACAACAACCUUCAAAGAAGAGUAAGAAGAAGAGUCAACAACCACAACAGCAGCAACAAGCUCAGAAACAAAAUCAAAAACAACAACCUCAGCAACCACAACAACAACAGCCAAAAACGUCACCUCAAAAGGAGCAAAAACAACCUCAACAACAACAAAAACCUCAGGCCACCACUCAACAACAACAACCCAACAAUAAGAAUGGUCAACAAGGAUCAUCAAAAAAGAAGAAGAAAAAGCAUUAA